Messenger RNA from Colletotrichum higginsianum IMI 349063, 1596 nucleotides. Its product is annotated as MFS quinate transporter. Gene Ontology annotation, cellular component: membrane. NCBI's taxonomy places the organism in Eukaryota, Fungi, Ascomycota, Sordariomycetes, Glomerellales, Glomerellaceae. Gene Ontology annotation, biological process: carbohydrate transport; transmembrane transport. Gene Ontology annotation, molecular function: carbohydrate:proton symporter activity. The record is from RefSeq and is a predicted model, not a curated record. The coding region runs from base 1 to 1596 and encodes 531 amino acids. The transcript has 6 exons.
AUGGGUGGACUCCGUGCAGUCGAGGACCGGCCCACGCCGAAGGAGGUCUACAACUGGCGCCUCUACAUCGAGUCCUCCAUCAUUGCCAUGGGAUCGCUGCUCUUCGGAUACGACUCAGCCUUCAUCGGGACGACAAUCGCGCGCAAGAGUUUCGUCAACGACUUCGGCAUCACCCCGGCCACGUCCAAAGAGAUCUCGUCCAACAUCACCUCGGCCUUCCAAGCCGGCGCGCUUGGUGGCGCGCUCAUGUGCUUCUUCAUCACCGAGCGAGUCGGCCGCAAAUGGGCGCUGAUCAUUAGCAAUUUCGUCUUCAUCGCCGGGGCCGUCCCCAUGGUGGCCGCCACGAAUGACCUCGCCUCCAUGUACGCCGGCCGAGCCCUGACCGGCUGGGGCUGCGGCGUCAUCACGGCAACCGUACCUUCAUACAUCGCCGAGCUGUCGAUCCCGUCGAUCCGAGGCAUCCUGACCGGUCUCUUCGAGGUCACGUAUCAGACCGGCUCGCUCGUCGGCUUCUGGAUCAACUACGGCAUCAACCAGAACAUGGACCCCAUGAGCUCCGCGUUCUGGCGCCUGCCGAUGGCCGUCCAGCUGAUCCCGGCGGGCGCCCUGUUGGUCGGCGGUUUCCUGCUGCACGAGUCGCCUCUCUGGCUCUAUCGCAAAGGCCGCGAGGAGGAGGCGCAGAAGAACCUCGUCGCGCUGCGGCACCUGCCGAUCGAGCACCAAUACAUGCAGGAGGAAGUCGAGAUGAUCCGGGCCAGGCUGGCCGAGGAAGCCUCCAUCGCGGCCACGUACGGCGGGGGCUUUUACGCCUAUAUCCGAGGAUCGCUGCACGAGCUGUCGAGGAAGGGCAUGUGGAACCGUUUGCUGCUUGUCUUCUGCGCGUUCGCCCUGCAGAACAUGUCGGGUGCUGCUGCCAUCAACUACUACUCCCCCAUGCUCUUCGGCUCUAUCGGCAUCACCGAUGUGGCGUUGUACACAGGCAUAUAUGGCCUCGUCAAGGCCGUGGCGUCCAUCAUAUUCUACGGUGCACUGAUUGACAUCUGGGGCCGUCGUAGGCCGACCAUCAUCUCAUCCUUGGCCUGCUGCCUCUGCUUGUGGUUCACUGGUGCGUACGUAAAGGUGGCAACUCCAGCGCCGAUCAUUGCAGCCGGAGGAAAGCUCUCUGCCUCGAGCGAAGCCGGUGGCCGUGCUGCGACUGCGGCCAUCAUGAUUUACUCUGUUUUCUGGUCGUUUGGUCUGAACGGAAUUCCUUGGAUUGUCUCCGCCGAGAUCUUCCCAGGCGCCCUGCGUAACUUGACCGGAACAUUCGCCGCCUUCACGCAAUGGCUGAUCCAAUUCAUCAUCACCAAGGCGCUGCCGUACAUCUUCAGCAGUCUCGACUACGGCGUCUGGUUCUUCUUCGCCUGCUGGAUGCUGACGGCCACCGUCUGGGCCUACUUCUUCCUGCCGGAGACCAAGGGUGUCACAAUCGACCAGAUGGACGUUCUUUUUGGCUACGAAGGCGAUCGCCGUGCCCAUGGAUCCCCCCUCAAGACGGACGAUGCAAAGAGCAUGGAGCAUGAUGUUCGUGAGAUAGACCAGGCAAGCAGAGCAUAG